UUUCAAAUUGAAAGAGAGCAAUAUCUUAACUUUGAAGUUUUAUGUGUUUCUUGGUCUGAGAAGUAUGAUGUACUGGCUCUAGCCACGUCGACUGGUGAUGUCUGCCUUUACCGCUUAUCAUGGCAAAAGUGGUGGCAAGCUACUAUUUGUGAAAAAACAGACGAAGUUAUAUGCUCCUUAGCCUACAGCCUUGGCUCCAAACUUUUGGCUGUCGGGACUACAGCGGGACAACUUUACUUAUAUACUACCGAAAGCUGUGCCUGUGUACAUAAAAUUGCAAUUGUCAAAGACAAACUCAAUUAUUUAAAAUGGUUUAACCUUUAUAACAUGGAGGAUAGCUCUUCACUACCCUAUAUGAAUCUAUUUAAAAAUGUUCGAAAUGAUAAUAAAUUUGUUUCUGAAUUAAACAUUCGCCACGAAACUUUAUUUCCUCCUUUAUAUUCCCUUGACGAAGAGAAUAAGGAACUAAAAGUGCUUUCACCCACUGAUGCCAAAAUUUUCGAAUUCAGAGCAAUUCUCGUAGUCGGAGCCAAAAACGGAAUUAUCAAACUUCUGAUAGGCGGAAAGUUUUUGGUUGUUGAAGUGCACCGGCCGAGUUGUUCUUCUUCCGUGGAACUGCAGCACUGCCAUCUUUCUGUAGCUGACCACACUUGUACCUUAUAUGCCGCCGUCAAAGAUACUCAGGGAAAA
Molecule: messenger RNA, 690 nt
Organism: Zophobas morio
Lineage: Eukaryota; Metazoa; Arthropoda; Insecta; Coleoptera; Tenebrionidae
Exons: 7
Source: RefSeq, a predicted model, not a curated record